AAGCCACUUUUAACUACAUGAAUUGCCCCCUAAACGCACUACUUAAUGAUAUCAUGACGAACGAUAACACACAGCAACAUAGAAUCUAUUACUGUAAAUCCAAUAACCUAUCCCGCACUACUCUAAAGACUCUUUUUGAAUUAUCUUGGGCAUCAGCUUCACAUACCCCAAAAGAAUAUCAUUGUUCAGAGAACCUUGCCACGACAUGCUUCGACCGGCCAACCAACUGCGCCUGGCAACCAAGUUCCCCGCUCCAGCUGCCAAGACGUCCGCAGUUGCAGCACAUCUGACCACCCAAUCAUCGUCAUCAAAGACCGGAAACACACAAAAAGCCACACGCGAUCAGACGCAAGCCACAUCGGCCGAAGACAGCGCUGAAACCGUACAGAUGGAGAAGAGGGAGAAGAAGACAAUCGCGGAGCUGGACGAGGAAUUGCGAUUGAAGCUGGAGGGUAUGUCAGGAGAGGGCGGCGCGGCAGGUGUCGAGUACGAGAAUGGGAGGGCCGAAGGACUGAAAAGAGGGGUGAAGUCGAACAUGUUUAGAGUUAUCUGAGCCAGGCAAGAUGUUUUCUAAGGUUUGGAGCGCAAACGAAGGAUGUUGGCCUGCUUUUCCCACGGACAACACUACCAAGAAGUCACAUCUCCAAACGGAUGGCACCAAGCCGCCUAUCAAGCUUGUACGUCUGGAACCCGGCUGCUUAUUGCAUCUCACGGCGACGGUUUUCUUAUUUAAACACUAGCACCUUCUCACCACGCGGUUUGCAAACGCCGGAUCGAUAUGCCAUGCUGGAUUGUAUGAUUGCGCGCCAUUGAAGGUUAGAUAUUAAUAGGCGGUUGGCCGUAACUAGGUUUAAUGACUACGCGUGCCGCUGAGUUUAAUAAGCUGAGGUUAAUAUGCCGAGGGUCAACACAAAGUCAAAUUGCGCACUAGCCCCCCCAGACCGCAC
Molecule: messenger RNA, 947 nt
Organism: Colletotrichum navitas
Lineage: Eukaryota; Fungi; Ascomycota; Sordariomycetes; Glomerellales; Glomerellaceae
Exons: 1
Coding region: 206-553 (115 amino acids)
Source: RefSeq, a predicted model, not a curated record